UGGGACUGUCAAGGGAACAGAAAGUUUUGUAUUGUGAAUUUAUCAAUCUGUCAAAAAAAAUUCUAGUUUCUUGUGUUCUAUGAUUAUAAAAAAUAUGGUGGUCGAUGUCGUUUCUCAGGCAGUGUUUUCAUAAUUUCAUUUUUUAAAUUAGUAGUACUAAAACUAGAUCAAAUAAAAUUUACGAUGGCAGAAGCCGCUGUAGAAGAUAGACCAUCACAAAAGUUUUACUGUCACAUGUGUAAUGUUCAGUUCCAAAAUGCAUCUGCGAAUUUCACGUGCCCCCAUUGCUCGGAUGGUUUUAUCGAAGAACUACAAGAGGCCCCAGAGAAUACAGAAUUCGAGAAUUAUGAUAUGAUUGAUGUUGAAGACUGGGAAGAUGCUGAAGUAAUGGAUAGUUUGAUGAGUAGUUUGCCUUUGAACUUGAUGGACGAACGUAGGACAAGAACCAGAUCUGAGGGAAAUCGCCCUGGGAGAAGGUACGCUAAUCGUGCCAGGAUAGUUAGACCCAGAACUCUUACAAGAAUAGCAUCCUCAAAUUUGAGACAGCAUGUUCCGUUUGAGAAUUUGAUGCAAGAUUUCAUAGUAAAUUUGGGUGUCGGUGUAAAUUGGGGAACAGCAGCUAAUUUGCAGCUGUUUUUAGGCAACCCCGGAGACUAUGCUUGGGGCAGAGAAGGUCUAGAUGCCAUUGUCACACAGUUACUUAACCAAAUGGAUAGUACAGGUCCCCCUCCAGUGUCGAAAGAAGUUAUCGAUGCUCUAGCUAUAGUGGAAGUGACAGAAGAACAAGUCUCCGCUAAAUUACAAUGUUCAGUAUGCUGGGAAGACUUUCAGUUGAGAGAGAAUGUUCGUCAGUUGCCAUGUCUCCAUAUCUACCAUGAACCAUGUAUUCGUCCAUGGUUGGAACUGCAUGGUACUUGUCCAAUCUGUAGACAGAACCUAGGAAAUAAUGAACAAACAAAUAGCGACAAUAGUCAAGAUUCUGGCGGAAAUUUUAAUGGAGCAAAUACUCCAUACAAUGUCUUCCGCAGCAUCUUCAAUUCACAACCUAGCAAUUCUUCAAACAAUUCUAGUUCGAAUACAUUCGAAAAUUCGGGCACGAGGACGAGAUCGAGAUCUCACAGUGACUCAACAAUGUAAUUUCUACGUUUUUAGAAUUAUUCCCAUAAUAAAAGAACCAUUUUACAAAAAAAAGACGGUUCUGUGUUAUUUCGGCGCAAUUAAAAAUAAAAAGAAAUAUUGGAACAUAGAAUUCUCAGGUUAAUGACAUAGCGGCAUGUUUACUGAUAAAAAGUGGCGACUAAUUAAUAAACUAUUUUAAAUACGGUUAAAUGUUCUACGCGAACCAAUAUUGCAUUUUACCUUUUUGUCAUAUUAGCACAUUUGUUUUGUUACUAACAUUAAAUAAUAUCAGUUUAAUAAUUUUCAGUAGUAGUGUUUUGAAUUUAUUAUUACACUAUGUACGCCAACGUACAGGGUUAAAGCGCGUUCAGACAAUGAAAUUGAUGUGACAUCUAAUACACUGACAGUGAUUGACAUUCAAUAUCACAGUACUAAGUACAAAGAUCUGUAAUUUCUACAACGUUUAAUAUUCUUGUACUGGGUUGUCUUAUUUGUCUAUUAAUUCCUUGCUUUCAAAAUCAGAUUCAUCAUCAGUCUGAAUCCUCUUGAAAAAAUGU
Messenger RNA from Psylliodes chrysocephalus, 1676 nucleotides. Lineage: Eukaryota; Metazoa; Arthropoda; Insecta; Coleoptera; Chrysomelidae. The record is from the annotation of a GenBank genome assembly.